AUGAUGCCGAGUCCGGAUCCGGUCACUGACGCAGCGUGGCCACCGAGGCCGCGCUGCCUGACUUGUAAACGCCGAAAGGUGAAAUGCACCGGAGGCCCAGAGCCAUGUGAGAACUGUCGCCGUCUGCGGCUGGGUUGCACGUUCAACUACCCAGAGUCCACAGUCACGUCGGAGCCCGGCGAUCCACACAACCUUUUAACGCCCACAGAAACGCUCACCGAGGCCGGGACCAAGCGGCGACGCAUCGCAGCUGCGUGCACAGAGUGCCGAGUCCAGAAGGCAAAGUGCUCUGGUCACCGUCCGCAAUGUUUUCACUGUAACAGGCGCAACCUCACCUGCGUGUACCCUUCAUCACCAUCAAGACGGAAAGGGAGACAGACAGGUUGGCAGCCGCAGCAGUCAGCCUCCCCAGAGUCAUCCAGCACUUGCACUCUCAGCCAAAGCGCGUCUUACGAAGCCGAGUCGACUCUGCACAACUAUGUCAAGCCUCCAUCGCUCAAUACAUCUCUUGACCAGACACUGCUGAGCACAGACGUCAUUCGCCAACACCUCGAAGUCUUUUUCGAUCACGUCUACCCCCUCGGCUACGACUUCUUCCACCGUCCGUCGAUGAUGGAAGAGUUCUACGCCGGGAAACUUCCCCCCAUCCUAUGCACGUCCAUCUGCGCGGCAGCAGCAAUAUUUGUGUCGCGCUCCCGUGAGUCGCGUGUGCUUUCUAUCCAGUGGGCCAAGGAAGUCGACGGCUACAUCUUUGCCAACCUCAACGUCUUCAAGAUUCUAAAUAUCCAGUUAAUGGCACUGUCCAAGUUUCAGAACUUUGCAUACCGGCAAUUCGGCAAGGUAUGGCUGCUCAUCAGCACUGCGGCCAGGUUGUGUGUGUCUUUUCAGCUCAACGAUGAAAGGCCGUUACCGCCUGACGCCGAUACUUCAACCGUCAUUCGGCGUGAGUGUGAAAGACGGCUCGUGUGGCAUGUCUGGUGGAUGGACAAGGGGCUUUCCGCAGGCUUCGACGAGUUUACCUGCCUGCCGAACCGGUGGAUGCGGACGCCGUUGCCCAACCCCGAACACACAUUCCGCCACGGCCUAUUGAAGCAGACGAGUAAGCUAAGUGAUGGUGUCGAGGCACUUGCGGUACAUGAUGCUGGGGCGAGAGCUUAUUUGAUGAUACUAUUUAGUCUUCGCUGUGAUAUACUUAGGUCAACCAAAGCUAUCGUCUUAGAAAGCCAAUCCGAUUCAUCUCCUGCCGUAGUAGCCAAGGCGGUCGCCACAUUGAAUCACUUAAAAGAGAGACUGGCAAACUUCCUUCAUCACAUGCCGUCACAUAUUCAACCUAGCGAGCUCAACAUGUUUUCUCACUCGACUACACCCGAGUUUUCAGCCUACAUCACUCUGAACUCGUGGUAUCUGCAAACUUGCUGUGACCUGUACCGUACCUGCCUCCCUGGUCGUGCAAGGGAGAGUGCAGCAGCAGCCUUCAUCGCCAAAGCGCCCCCGGAUUUUGUGUCCUCCUGGCGGGCCCUGGCCAUUUCUCAUGCGCUGCGGAUGGGGAGAUUAUGGGAGCACCUCCAAGCACUCCGGUCUAAAGGCGCGCUGCAUUCCAAGCAGACUCGUCUACCCAUCGGCCUUGGGUACGGUAACAUGGUACAUCAAUGUACAAAGACGAUUCUGACUGCCCGUCGAUACCGCCUAUACGACAACCUCAUCGACCCCAUCACCAAGAAACCCGUCGAACUCAACGAUGACAUGGUGGAUGACCUGUGCCAAAGCAACGCCGCCUUGCUGGAUGACAUGUCCAACAUCGCGCCCAUAAUAGCGGUGCUGCAGCAAGACGUAAAGAGCAUGAUUGAGGACGAGAAGAAGAACAGGCACGUCACAGGCGAAAGCCCGGAGCCAGCGGCACCCAUCAGCAGCGAAGUCCAACGCAACACCCUCCUAAGCAGAUACCACCCGCUCUCGCAAAGCUUCGACGCAAACGCCAAGACGGUGGACGAGGUCGCCAUCCAGCAUUCCGACUCUCCUCAAUUAUCAGCCCGGGCUCUGGCCCCGAGCCAAGGGGACGACGUCGCGAUGACGGAUGACGCCGCAGAACGGGAAUCUUCACACUACCAGAUGCACGCCCCCAGCGACAUUUACCAAUCAUCCUCGGUCCAUCCGAUCGCGUUGGGCCAGAUAGACUCUUGUCUUGAUGGCCCGAUGAGAUGGUCCGGCUUCGCCGAGAAUCAGCUUGCGCAGGAUUACUAUGUUGCUCCUUCGCAGUUCGACAUGAGUGGCGAGCUCAGCUGGUUUCUGUCCAGCUAUCUGGAUCCGGAUCCCACAAAUGAUCCAAGAAUCCAGGUAGCGUCGUAA
Molecule: messenger RNA, 2346 nt
Organism: Colletotrichum truncatum
Lineage: Eukaryota; Fungi; Ascomycota; Sordariomycetes; Glomerellales; Glomerellaceae
Product: zinc finger transcription factor 1
Biological process (GO): DNA-templated transcription; regulation of DNA-templated transcription
Cellular component (GO): nucleus
Molecular function (GO): DNA binding; DNA-binding transcription factor activity, RNA polymerase II-specific; zinc ion binding
Source: RefSeq, a predicted model, not a curated record